AUGGUUGAUUUUGUUUGGCAUAACUGCAAGGGUAAGAAAGGAUUCCAGAAAUAUACGUAUCAAAAAUUAAGUGACGAAUUGGAAGUAUAUGCUCCAAGGUUUCCAAUGAUGUCAACACAAGAGUUAGUUACAUGGGCUAAAGAUUGCCAUCCAGAUGUAUCAAUCCACGCUUAUGAUUCAACAUGGAGGAAAUUUAUGAAGCAUAAUCCACUUCACCAACAUACAAUCGCAUUAGUAUUUUAUAUUAAGGACCAUCAUCUAUACCCCAUUCAAGAUAACCACCUCAAACAGAUCGCUACAGAGGCUAACCAAGGUGGCGCCGAUAAUCUAUGGCGCUACAUGUCAGAACUCAAAUGGUCAAAUCGAUCGAGUAACUAUAUUAAGUAUCAACAACUUGUCGAUAAUGCUGAUGCUGACAUUGUCAAACAAAAGGACAACAAAGCAGACAAACCAACACUGCUAACAAUAGAAAAUCACGUAAUCAUCCUGCCGGAGGAUAUGAAGAUCGACUACGUCAUUGAGGAAUGUAUGAUACGCACCAAUUAUUUUGUCGAGUAUUUACAUUACGAUAAUAACGGAAGAUUGGAUGGUUUUAUGGACCAUAAACAUAAUAUGUACAUACUGAACAAUGAUUAUGACAUUAGAAAGGAAAUAUGUAGGAAGUUAUUCAGGAUGUACAAAACACAUGAUUUUAUAUGGUGCAAUCAAUCAUACACAGCUUUGGCAUCAUCGAUGUUCAAACACAUGAGAGAAUACCUCCCCGAAUCACAGUAUGACACUAAAACACGGGAAGUACUUGAUGAUUUUUAUCCCCGAGCUCUUCAAUGGUGUGCAAGUGAGGAAUUACCUGAGUUUGUCACAUCACUUGAUAUCUGCAAGUGUUAUCCAAGUAUCCUGAUUAACAAUACGGAAUCGAUACCUCUCUACACAAUAAAUGAUGUAAUAUUGUCGUACGAUAAUAAUGAACUAGUACCCGGUGAAUAUUAUAUCGACGAAUAUCAAAUACCAAUGGGGGACAGCGACGUCGGGAUAGAAGCUGGAUUUUAUAGUAGGCGAACCAUAAAAAUAUUAAUCGAGAAGUUUAAUAUGCCAAAAACACAGAUCAAUUGGUAUAUACCGUCACGGAAGGCAUUGCGUUGUGAUACUUUCAAGAACUACCUGUUGGCAAUCUUCAGUCUAUUUCCAGAGUCUGAAGCAAAACUACUCGCAAAUUCCUUCAUCGGAAAUCUCGGAAAGAGGUAUAGUAGGAAAGAUAGUGGGUUUGUAUGUCAGUCAAUGGAUACUGUUCCAUGCAUUUGGACUUCAGCACUUGCUGAGAAUCGGAAUAUCACUAUUGACAGUUAUCGGAAUCCUACAACUAAAAAUGAACUGUACCUUGUUAGAGAAAGCAAAGUAGAGCGUAUAUUAUCACACAAUGCAUCGAUUAACAGAUUUGUCAUCAGUGAAGUCAUAGCUAACUGUCUCGAAAUGGUAUACGAUAAUUGGGAAGAGGAUAGUAAACUAUAUGCUGUCAACACUGAUGGAAUAUUUAUAAGUAACCCAAAAAAUAGUUAUCCAAACAAGAAAGAUGUCGAGUUUAAACCUGAGAAUAUUGGUAAUGUCUAUCAAACGGACAGCAAAUUAGUAUACUUUGAGAAACAUUAUAGGGAAAAUUUCAACACUGACAAUUAUGAUGAUUAUGUGGGCAAUGGCGUUAUUUACUACCGAAUGGCCGGAAGUGGUAAAACAUAUAGAUUAUGUGAAAUGGCAUCUCAGGCCGAUAACCCCAUAAUACUAUCUUUUACAAACAAAGCAGUAGAGAACGUAAAAUCAGUGUUUCGUAAGCUGAACCAACCAUAA
Messenger RNA from Porites lobata, 1839 nucleotides. The record is from the annotation of a GenBank genome assembly. Lineage: Eukaryota; Metazoa; Cnidaria; Anthozoa; Scleractinia; Poritidae.